AUGGCUACCCCGUCCCUCGCCCCGGUCGCUGAAACCUCCGCUCCACCCCCGCCGAGCUCGUGCCUGCGCUCGCCCACUCCGACCCCCACCUCGACCCCGCUCAAGCUUGCAACAUCCCCCUUGGCCCAAGACCCGACCUCCACCACCUCCCCUUCCCCCAUGCCCCGCCACAUCUCCCCUCCCCCAGUCCAGACCGAGGAACCGCCCGUGCGAGUCUCGGUUCGUCAGGUCCGGCCUUCGGGGAGGGUGCUCAUCCCUCCGCCCAAUUUCGGCAUGGUCGAGGAUUCGCUCUAUAGAUCAGGUCCGUCAUCGAAUCAAUCGAUAUGGGGAGGAUCCGAUGUUGGUCCAACUAAGCUAGACUUUUUGCCGCCUCAGGUCAACCCUCGGAACUGAAUUUUCCUUUUUUGGAGAAACUCGCGCUCAAGUCCAUCAUUUGGUUGGCGCCCGAGGAUCCGAAUCCGAGAUUGCAAGUACACCGACACCGAAAUCUACAAUAUCUGGCCAGCUAAACAGUAGUCCUUGCAUCCCCCACAGCCUCACCUUCCUCGAUGACCAAGGCAUCAAGCUGUAUCACCUCGGCGUAGAGAACGCGGUCAAUUACGACCCCAUCACCGAAGAAGUCGUCCUCCAAGCGCUCGACCUCGUUCUCAAUCCCGCAAACGCCCCCUUGAUGGUCAUGUGCAACUUGGGCAGGCAUAGGACCGGAACGGUCAGUCUGAUGUUUUGCUUGAUCCGAGCUUGGGCAGAGCUCAACCGAGCUGAUUCUCCGGAUGGCUGGGCUGGGAUAGGUCGUGGGGAUUUUCAGGAAGCUGCAAAGGUGGAAUCUGGCUAGUAUAUUGGAAGAGUAUCGAAGGUGAGUCGUUGUGUGCUAUCUUUGUCUCGCAGAGAACGAGUCCGCUCACUAUGUCGACCUCUAUCCUAGAUUUGCGGGUCCCAAAGUCCGCGUUCUGAACGAGCAGGUGAGGCCAAUAUCUUUCUUCUAGAUUGGGGUGGCCAGCCAAGCUGACCAUUGCUUCUCGCCAUGGCAUCACUCCCCCACCUUCCCUCAGUUUAUCGAGUUAUUCGUAAGCUAAUUGAAGCGGUCUCAAAAGCAUCAUAUCAUUGACCGUUCGUUCUCUCCCUGUGCAGGACGGCGAUCUCGUUUCGGUCCCUUUGCCGCCUUGA
Molecule: messenger RNA, 1164 nt
Organism: Microbotryum saponariae
Lineage: Eukaryota; Fungi; Basidiomycota; Microbotryomycetes; Microbotryales; Microbotryaceae
Source: the annotation of a GenBank genome assembly